Molecule: messenger RNA, 5426 nt
Organism: Ictalurus punctatus (channel catfish)
Lineage: Eukaryota; Metazoa; Chordata; Actinopteri; Siluriformes; Ictaluridae
Gene: srebf1
Product: sterol regulatory element binding transcription factor 1
Exons: 19
Coding region: 297-3692 (1131 amino acids)
Biological process (GO): regulation of transcription by RNA polymerase II
Cellular component (GO): nucleus
Molecular function (GO): protein dimerization activity; DNA-binding transcription factor activity, RNA polymerase II-specific; RNA polymerase II cis-regulatory region sequence-specific DNA binding
Source: RefSeq, a predicted model, not a curated record
GGUCUCUCUUGGGUUUGCUCGUCCCGUCAGCACGCGACUGUUUAGACUGUUAACUCUGUUUAGGCAAGUUUGUCUUGUGGGCCAGUGUGGAAAUGGCAGCAAGCAUGAUGUUGACAGAUUAGAAACAAAGUUGGAUUUUUCUGAAGUCUGAAGAGUCUGUUUGUAAACAAAUGUACCUGUACAUACAGUCGGGUUCUACUUGCAAGAAGUUUCGAGUUUAUAUGGAAUAACGCAUUGUCUUUGGAUCUGAAUAUUAUACAAGUCAGCUGUAGGGAGAGAAGCGGAUCUGCGGGAAAAUGAAUAAUUUGUCUUUUGACGACCCGUCACUGGAUAGCUUGGAUCCAAGUUUAUCCCUAAAUGAUCCAAGUGAUAUUGACACAGCUCUGCUGAACGACAUUGACGCUUGCCUCUCCCUUUUACCUCUCCCAGACAUGCUCCAGCUCAUCCACAACCAGGAGAUGGAGUUUAGCAGCUUGUUUGAUCACACCUCCUUUCCACCACCAGCUCCAACGAAUGACCUUUCAGCCCUGGCUCCUUCCAGCUUGGCUCCCACUUCCCGCACUUCCUCCACCUCUUCUUCCACCUCGUCCAUCCUGAGCAACAGCCCACAUCUGGACGCUCUGCUGGGUCCCCCUGUCAGCCGCUACUCUGCCACCCCAGACAAGACCUUCCAUGCCCCAAACUUUCAGCAACCUCCCUCCCCCCAGGUGACCUCUCCACCUGUCACCCCAAGCCAGGUGAAGCAGCCCAAAGCUCAAACAGCUCAACCUGUGCUUCACCCACCAAGCCAGGCUCCCCAGAGCCCUACAUUCACCUUAAAGCCUCAGCAGCCUGUGACCAACUACGCAAACCAGAAUGGAUUCACUGUAGUCCCUCAGCAGGGCUCUCCCCAGCCCGUGCCCAUUGCUGCCAGCUCUCCACAGAGCGUUCAGCCGGUUGCCGUCCAGGCUCAGGUCCAGAGUCUGUCCACAUCUCCCAUCCUCACCACCUCCUCCAGUCCUCCAGCACAGACUCACGUCCAGCAAGUUCCUGUCUUGUUGCAGUCUCAAUUCAUCAAAGCAGACUCUCUCCUCCUCACCACCCUGAAGCCGGACGUGUCCAUGGUAACUACAGUAGCAUCUCCAUGCAUCACUUCUCUGGUUACAUCCACAGCUCCAAUGCAGAGCACCUCACUGCAGGCUCUGAUGAAUGGCGGGACUAUCCUGACCACAGUUCCAGUCAUGGUGGACACAGAGAAGCUGCCGAUCAAUCGUAUAGCCAUCAGCGGCAAGCCAGGUAUGCAGAUCCAAAAAGGCGAGAAGCGCACAGCACACAACGCCAUCGAGAAGCGCUACCGCUCCUCCAUCAACGACAAGAUCAUCGAGCUCAAAGACCUGGUGGCUGGCACAGAGGCUAAGCUGAAUAAAUCUGCAGUGCUGAGGAAAGCCAUCGACUACAUCCGCUACCUGCAGCAGGCCAACCAGAAACUAAAGCAGGAAAACCUGGCUCUCAAAAUGGCCAACCAAAAGAACAAGUCUCUGAAAGACCUGGUGGCCAUGGAGGUGGACGUGAAGAAUGAACUUCCCACUCCUCCACCCUCCGACGCCGGCUCGCCCGAACCCAGCGGCUCCUUCUCUCACUGCAGCAGCGACUCGGAGCCUGACAGUCCCAUGGGAGAGGACAGCAAGCCUAUGUCCAGUGCUGAGAAGGCUGCUGGAGGGAUGCUGGACCGCUCACGGAUGGCUCUGUGUGCCUUCACCCUCCUCUUCCUCUCUUUCAACCCGCUGGCAUCUCUGAUGUGUGGGAGCCAAAGCAGGACUGGAGAAGCUGUUCCUCCAGGCCACUCAGGAACUGGCAGGACCAUGCUGGCAUUUGAUAACGCAGCUGAUUCGUGGGGCUGGAUGGACUGGAUGCUGCCCACUCUAUUGGUGUGGAUGCUAAAUGGUGUUCUGGUAGCUGGUGUUCUGAUUAAGCUAUUGGUGUACGGAGAGCCUGUCACUAGACCACACUCAGAAUCCUCCGUCCUCUUUUGGAGACACCGUAAACAGGCUGACCUCGACCUGGCCAGAGGAGACUUUGCCCAGGCCUCUCAGAACCUGUGGACAUGUCUGAAAGCUCUUGGUCGUCCUCUGCCCACUUCUCAGUUGGACUUGGCGUGUGCUGUGCUCUGGUCCACCCUGCGUCUGUGGCUGCAGAGGCUGUGGGUGGGCCGCUGGCUGGCCUGCAGGGCUGGAGCUCUGCGUGCAGAUCGCCCCCUGCAGGAGGAUGCGCGCAAGAGCAGCCGUGACGCUGCCCUCGUCUAUCACCGCCUGCACCAGCUGCACAUGACCGGGAAGCUGGGCGGUAGUCACCUGUUCGCAGUGCACAUGGCUCUGAGUGCGGUGAAUCUAGCCGAGUGUGCUGGAGACUGUCUAUCUGUGGCCACACUGGCCGAGAUCUACGUCUCCGCUGCCCUGAGAGUAAAAACCAGCUUGCCCCGCCUGCUACACAUCACCUCUCGUGGCUUUCUGAGUCGUGCUCGACAGGCCUGUCUGUCCCCCAGUGGCAGUGUUCCUCCUGCCAUGCAGUGGCUCUGCCACCCUCUGGGCCAUCGCUUCUUUGUGGAUGGUGAUUGGUCUGUACGCAGCACCCCUAAAGAGAGCAUCUAUAGCCAGGCUGGAAACACUGUGGAUCCUCUAGCUCAGGUGACUCAGGCGUUCAGGGAGCACCUGCUGGAGAAGGCUCUGUACUGUGUCGCUCAGCCAUGCGGAGACAAGAGCCCCAACGAGGGACAAGGUGAGUACUCGGAUGCCCUGGAGUACCUGCAACUGCUGAACAGCGCCUCUGACGCUGCAGGAGCGACCACACAGGCCUUCGCCAUUGGCUCCAACAUGGCCACCAUCACCGGCUGUGACCCUCACUCAAAAUGGUGGUCGUCGGUUGCCGUGGUGAUUAUUAACUGGCUGCAAGGAGAUGACGUAGCGGCAGAGAGGUUGUAUCCAGCGGUGGAACACCUUCCACGCAGUCUUCAGUCAGACGAAAGUUCACUACCCAAAGCCUGUUUGAACAUGUUUAAAGCAGUGCGCGCCCUGCUGGCCAAACCAGAGAACAGACAGCUGAGCCUGAGCUACUGUGAGAAAGCCAGCAGCCUGUUCAGAGACAGCCUCAAUCUGGGGCCACACUGCAACAGCAGCACUUUAGACAAGUUGGUGCAGUUGUUACUGUGUGAUCUGCUGCUGGUGACGCGCACCAGUCUAUGGCGAGAGCAGCAGAUUUGUUCUCCAGCGUCCCCUCAGCAAAGCUCGACUUCGGCCGCUUCUCCUGCCGAGCUGCAGGGCUUCCAGCAGGACCUGAGCUCUCUGCGCAAACUUGCCCACAGCUUCCGACCCGCCAUGCGUAGGUUGUUUCUGCAUGAAGCCACUGCCAGGCUGAUGGCAGGAGCAAGUCCAACACGCACACACCAGCUCCUGGACCGCAGUCUGCGCCGGCGUGUCACACCUGGAGGCAAAAUCGAGGAGUGUGAGACACGGCCAGGCCAGCGUGAGCAGGCAGAGGCGGCCAUGUUGGCGUGUUGGUAUCUGCCUCCGUCGUUCCUGUCGGCCCCGGGCCAGAGGGUGGGGAUGUUGGCCGACGCUGCACGCACUCUUGAGAAGCUGGGGGACAAACGCACGCUCCACGACUGCCAGCAGAUGAUCAUCAAACUGGGCAGCGGGACUACGGUCGCCUCCACUUAGAGACAAAUCAAAAGACUUUCAAACUCAAUAUCAGUUUCAAAUUUUCUGUGCCACAUUUUUCUGGCUACAGGCAUUGGCCUUUAUCAAUUAACCAGCUCGUUUUAGUACGUCAGAUUCCCCCCCUUCCUUACUUUUUAACAUCUCCAUUUUUUUUCUUUACAGCUAUUAUUUAAAUAAUUUAAUAAUUUAAUUUGUUUGUCCUGACAAAAUGCGGAUGUUAUUAUGGUUAAUGUUUUACAUCUUACUUGAAGGUGCGGUCAGUAAUUUUAAAUGCAGAAAUAGUUUUGUGAGAUUUGGCAAAAGUUCUCAUCAGGUUUUAAGCAGCAGACCAUUAACCAUCGGCUCAGAGGAGAAACUCUGUUCUCUGUGUUGCCGCGGGAGAAAAAAUAAAACCGUAUGGACACCAAUAUUGGUCACCAUUCAGUCAAUCAGAACCAUACAUGUGUUUCUGCUUCCCUGUUGAUCCUGAAUUCACACUAGAAUUCAGGCUUUCUAGCCUGUGCAUGUUUUGGGUGUGUGGGGUUUUAGAUUCAAAACUACCUUAAGCGGAUUUCUCUUAAAAUUACUUAGUACGCCUUUAUGGUAAUGUUUCACAUAUAGAUGCAGUAUGGGCCGUUGUAGUGUUCCUGUAACGAGGUGCUUUGUAAGCACCAGCUUUGUACACUAGAUGGCAUUUCAUUGAGCAGCAUUGGACGCUUAGGAGUGGCGUUACAGGGUGAUUGGACAUGAAUCAUUGCAGUUCCUCUCAAUGUGUAAUAUUGGCUUUCCACACACAGAACAAUCCUUGUCUCCAGCUGUAAUGAUCUGGUAGUGCAUGUACAUGUGUGUGUGUGUUUCUGUCUAAAGCAGUAUCUCAGACACUUGUUUUUUUUGUCUGCUGAGUCUACUGGUUUGGUACAGCAUGGCCAGGAAAUCAAGGCUUAAUCUGUGUGCAAGGGAACUAGGCGUUAGGGGGCAUGAUGAGUGUGAUAAGAUUUCCUUUUCAUUACAUCUGUACAGACCUUUCUAAUCUGCACUACCGUUACUGGGACUGACUUCUACAUGAUUGAAGAGCGUAUACAGCUUUACAAGAUUCUUUUCUUGUAGUGUUUUCUUUGUAUAUAUUUUUAAAGAUGUGUAUUUAUAAUUUUGUCUAAAGAUGUGGGUGAACAGUAUUUUCUAGGAACAGAGAAAAUGGGAGUACUUGGAUGUUUCAUCGGAACAGAGUGCUAGAGCAGAAAACAUCACUUUAUAAAGAAACAGAAUAGUGGGGUUAAUAAAGCUGACUGCCAGACUAGUCCCAUAUAUGUGGGGGGAAAAAACUUCUACAGGGUGCUCAUUCUUGAAGAGUCUUGUCCGAUUGCACUACUGAGCGAGGUGGCGGUUACUAUGUGAAGAGCGCAGCUUCUGAACAUACUUGGUGGUAAAAUGUAUGGAUGGAUUGACACCAUUGAACGGUUACAAAAAUAUCUGAGCCAGUCUGUUUUGACAAAGUCGACCUUUUUGAAAACCCGGGUUUUUAGACGCGAAAGUUAUUUGAGAGAGCCCCGUCUGCAUUCCACUUUCAGUCACUGUAAUGUUUCAAAUGCUCUUUGUUAAAUUUACAGGCAAGUUUCAGAGGUUGUAUCGCAAAAGACUCAUGACCUGUAUGCUAAUCAGUGUGUAGUGCUCAUAGUCCAAAUCUGAACAGUCUGUCCAAUUGUCAGCUCUUUGAUUUAUUCUUGAGAAUGUAAAUAAAAGUUCUUUUGUAACAUA